Molecule: messenger RNA, 3561 nt
Organism: Neopsephotus bourkii (Bourke's parrot)
Lineage: Eukaryota; Metazoa; Chordata; Aves; Psittaciformes; Psittacidae
Gene: CER1
Product: cerberus 1, DAN family BMP antagonist
Exons: 2
Coding region: 1479-2300 (273 amino acids)
Biological process (GO): determination of heart left/right asymmetry; signal transduction involved in regulation of gene expression
Molecular function (GO): morphogen activity
Source: RefSeq, a predicted model, not a curated record
GCUGCAUCUCCCUUAAUAAGAUCAUCCCACUGAGGUCAAGGAGCAAAUACACUCUAAGAUUGGUGUGGGAGCCCCUAUUCUUGCUGGAGCUCCAUGCACUCCUGUCCCAGGAUGGAUGUCAGGAUUACAGCAUAUUUUAACUCAAGUGAGUUAUGAUGUAUGGAAAAGCUUUAGAGUUCCUCCAACUUUCUGCUAAUGUUCUAAAUGCCCCACAAGCAUGUUGCUAAGAAAUUAGUCUGCUUUAAUUAUCAUGCAAUAAAUAAAUUUGCUGGAAAUUAAAGUCAAAUAACCUCAUACACCUAAUACAGACCACCUAAAUUGUCAAGAAUAAUGAAGAGAUUAGCUACAAAGUUUAGAGUCUAUCGAUAGAUUCUUUCUGAAAGAAACAGGAGUCUGUAGAGAUUAGAGUACCUAAAUAACAAAUUAUCUGAAGCAGAAUUUCCUUUUAGCAUUUUCAGGUGAGGAUCAAUGUUUGCAACGUAGACUGAAAAUAUGUUUUCCUCCUCCCAACACUUUCCUCUGUAUGUUCUGUCAGAUUUCUCUUUUUCAUUACAUACUGCAUGGUAAUUUUGCCAAAGACACCUCCAGUUUGGGGUCUGGCAGUCUUCAAAUACUUCUGUUGAGUCACUGAUGUCUAGAAUCACAAAAUAUGUCAGUUUUAAGAAGUUUUGCUUAAAUCCCCAGUUUGUUUACCAACCUUAUAGGAUGCCUGUAGUGGCUUUGGCACCCAAAAGAGACGUAGCAGUGCUACCUAAUCUUUGAGAAUGUGGGGCGCAGCGUUUAUUCGCCCCAGGACCUUUUAUUCUGGGUUAGCAUUAUGCCUGCAAUCCAGCAGCUGCAAACAUGCUGUGAAGGAAGUGAAGCAAGGACCAGAUUCCUGUGUGUGUGUGUGAGUACCAGUCUGCCAGUUUGCAGUAGUGCUGAUGCAGGCCUUGGGUCAGAGGUGAAUUAGACUCAGCUUUUGAAAACACAGUCUGAUUUGAUGUCUCCAGAUCCAGCUUUAUGUUUUAACAAAGUUUAAUCAGCUUGCCUUUUCCUGUUGUGAUGAAAUAACAUUCCCAGUUUUGACAGUCUCUGGCUUUGUGGAAUGGAAAGUCAAAAUAAACAAUGAAGACCCCACUGAACAUGCUAAUACACAACCUCAAAUGUUUCCUUAAUUCCUAGGCCUAAACUAGACAGCUUAUCCAAACAUUUCCUCCUGUUCACUCCUUCUGUCCCUCACGCCAUACUGGGUUACAAGAUUUUAGAUAGGAACUUCUAAUACACAUAAUCCAGAUUGAAAGCAGAGUUUCAUUAGCACAAACUCCCCUAUCAUAAUUGUAAUCUACAGUAAAUGAAUGCAAUUAGCCACACCAGGUCUCCCCUGAGCCCUCCCCUCCUCUGCACACAGACAGCAUCCAUAAAUUGACACCAGGCUCUUGUAUAAAGCUAGGAUACUCUAAUAGCAGCAGGUCUACAGGCUUGCACUUUACGGGGUCAUGUCACUGCUUCUCUUUCAGCUGUUAGUGCUCUCAUGUCUUGGAGCCACAGAGCCAGAUGGAGAUUCACCACGAAAGAAAAGCAGAAGGACAUUUCAGCACCUCCUCUAUCUGGACAAAAAACUACUUGAAAGUCAGAAUUUUCGUGAGCUGGCAGGAGAAAACCCAGCAGGUGUUGAGGAAACUCCGGGAGAACCAAGUUUUUUUGUAGCAAUUCCACAGACGGCAUUUAAAAGUGGGAAGCAAAAGGAGAAAAAAAUGUCCAGAUUCAUCCUUCCUGAUACAAAACUCCAUGUAGAACAAGGCCUGAGAACCUGGGCAGCACCCAGAGAGAUCUCUUCUCUGGAAAACUUCUCUCCAUCCCCUUUUUCCAGCAAGAGGGAGGUUGAACGUUCCUAUAGAAGAGAUGCCAAGAAAUUCUGGGAUCACUUCAUGUUAAAGAAAAAUUCAGCAUCUGAAGAGGUUGUCCUGCCAAUCAAGACCAAUGAAAUGCACCAACAAAACUGCAGAACGCUGCCUUUUUCCCAGGGUGUUACUCAUGAUAGCUGUGAGAAGGUGAUGGUGCAGAAUAAUCUGUGCUUUGGAAAAUGCAGUUCCUUCCAUGUUCCUGGUUCAGAAGAUCAUCUUUAUACAUUUUGUUCUCAUUGUUUGCCCAGCAAGUUCUCCAUGAAGCGGCUAGAUCUCAACUGCACUGGUUCUGUUCCAGUGGUCAAAGAAGUCAUGAUUGUGGAAGAGUGUAAAUGUGAGACUCAGAAGAUUGAAGGCCCUGCAACUGGAUCUCUACUGUCAGACUUGCAUGCAAAUGUACAUCACCACUAUUAAUCUGUGCAAAGUACUUCUUAACAGCUUGAUCGUAAGAAUUUGUAAAUGGAGAAAAAAAACGCAAACCCGACACCAAAACUAAAGCUUUCAUCACACUGAUGCACAAAAAUAUUAAACUGCCUGAACUGCUUCUCUGCUUCAACAAUAAAUUUACCUAACAUGUAACAGAUGUUUCCUUGCAGCUGUUAAAGAAAUGGAGAUGAGAUUAUUGGGCUUAUGUGUGCAGUUCUUACUUUAACAAGGGAAACCUUUAAAAAAUUUUCCACCCUUCUUAUCACUGUUUCUAGAAUGCCAGUAAACAACAGCUGGAGAACUAGCAAGAUUUAUCUGUGCAAAACCCGGAUGUAUUAGCUGGUUUACAUCCCCUUUGCUUGCAGGGACUGCCAACAUAGCUUUACUGGCAACACAGAUAAGGCUUUAGUUUCUUCCUUGCAAAAACAGGUCUAAAUUCAAUCAAGAUAGUGCCUGAAUGUAAAAUAUAAAUGGGCAUAAGGCAGACAGAAGGCUGUUAUAGUUAAGGUCACUCUGACUGCUUGUAGCUGGGGUCCAGUUCCCAGUGAAAACUAAUAUACUUUACAAAUUACACACUAGGAUAGUGGUUGCAAAGGCUAUUUUGCCAUAGAAACCACUUACUCUCCUUCUAUGUGCCUGCAUUUGCUCUGCAUGGCUUUUUUUAGCUGAACUUCUGGCUUCCCUGCUCCCUCCAGCUGCUUCUCCCUGAAUUUGUUUCACAAACCUGGCACACCAGGCAGUGAUCAGCUUCCAGCAGCUAGACUUCAGCCUAUUUCUAACCCAGCUCAUUCAGCUCUCUGGAAAUCUGCUCCACUGCUGUUGCCAAACUCUCAGACCUGAGCCCCUGUUGUUGAACUAUCCACAGCUCUUUUUUGGGACACUGGAAAUCAGUAUUGAAAUAGCUGGCCAAGUCAAGGUUUGGGUAAAUGAUUACUUGUAUAUGAACUGCUCUGUGAUCAGAAGUGUCUUGAUUUCCUGUCAAAAAAUACAUUCAGCAUGGCUUUGGAGUGCAAGACCCAUGUUUAAUAUUUACUGAAAAUUGCACCUGAAUGAUAUUCUGCUACUGGAUCUGAACUGCUGCAACAGCUGUUUGCUUCUGCAGGUCAAUUGCAGUCAGCAAACUCAAGAUUAGUAUAUAAUUAUCCUACAUUAUACACAAACCUGGUUUUAAAUAAUAAAAAUUGUAUACUAAAACUGAACAAAGCCUUCUCUUGAUCCUUUAAGGAUUGAUGUGCAAAUUUUGUAUGGC